Molecule: messenger RNA, 527 nt
Organism: Rubroshorea leprosula
Lineage: Eukaryota; Viridiplantae; Streptophyta; Magnoliopsida; Malvales; Dipterocarpaceae
Source: the annotation of a GenBank genome assembly
UAUCUCUAUGGUACCUAAUUUACUACAAAUUCCCUGCUGAUAUGAUUUAUCUUGAUUGUUCUCUGCAGUGGUUUUAUGGUGCUAGAAUAUGAGCAAUUCUCAGUAAAAUCCUUUGUUUUCAGCUUCGUGAAACUGUUACGGGAGAUAAUAAGUGGGAAGAAGAAUAAAGGGUCUUAUCAUCUCAACCAUAGGCUUAACCUCAUUGGCAAUGGUAGUAAGACUGCACUCUUACAAACCAAAGAACCCAGUUUCCUUGUUGACAAGAAAUCACUCGGAACAAAUUCUUCAUCCAGCCUGAAUCAUCGUCAACCAAUGCACUUAGCCACUUGGUGUUGAAGCCACAAUAAAGGUUACUCAAAAACUACAUGGCUUGUGCAUGAGUGCAUGCCAUGUACCUGAACUAUUAUUUCAAUUUUCUACUCUUCUAUCAUAGAAUAUUCUGAGUAGCAAACUGGAACUAAUUUCCACUUCUAUAGUUGAAUGUUGCAGCUGCAAGUAGCAAACUAGAACAAAUUUCUACUCUUAAU